Messenger RNA from Sodiomyces alkalinus F11, 1262 nucleotides. RefSeq lists its product as hypothetical. The transcript has 2 exons. The record is from RefSeq and is a predicted model, not a curated record. Bases 192 to 1262 code for a protein of 356 amino acids. Lineage: Eukaryota; Fungi; Ascomycota; Sordariomycetes; Glomerellales; Plectosphaerellaceae.
UUCACCUCCUACCAAUCCAUAAGAAAUCUAUAUAAGUGCGGCCGUCUCCCGACAUCUGGAUAACUUUCUUCUCCCCAGGCAACUCACAGUCUCUCUCAACCCGACAACCCACUUCUCAAAGCCUUCACACUCUUUGCCAACGAGAAACCAACCAUCCCUUCCUCCCACCCUCACACUUACACCCUUUCACCAUGAGACUCAACGAGGUUUUCCUGGCUCUCACGCCAGUUGUUCUCGCAAACCCCGUGAUCCGCGCCGAGGAAGCCCAGGAUGUCCACAUCACCCUGGAGCUCAGCAAGGUCGCCUCCCCCGCCCAAGCCGCCAUCACCGUCUGGAACAACGAGCAGACCGAGGUCCUCGCCAAGUCCUGCUCGGACUCCCUCGCCACCGGUCCCUUCGCCGACCACCCCAUCGUCUUCAACAUCAACAGCGAGAACGGUGCCGGCAGCCUUACUAUCGGCAGCGCCUCCUUCCAGAUCGGCGGCGGCGACAGCACCCUCACCUGCGGCCGCGUCGCCAGCGAGACCGAACUGGUGAUUAACUGCAUCGUCCCCGUCCCCGGCAGCCUCCAGCUGCGGUCCCUCGAGAAGCGCAGCCUCGCGGAAUGCUUCCCCGACGGGCCCCUCGAGGUCUCCCAGAGCAUGGACAUCUUCGAGGGCAAGGUCGAGGCGGCGGAGGGUGCUAUCGAGUUCGACUUCCCCGAGCUGAACCAGACCCAAAUCGACGAGAUCGUUCGCCGGGAGGACCUGAACAGCAAGUUCAACAAGCGCCAGACGGCUGGCUGCGAUAAUUGGGUCUCGGACACCCGCCGCGUCGGCAACGGAAACCCUCACCAGAACCCGUGGCACAUCCAGCUCAGCGAGCCUAUGAAGUGCCCUGGCCAUACCGGCUGCUCCACCUACCACACCACUACUAGGUCGUACUCCGUUGGCUGGCAGGCUAACGCGGCCGUGACCUGGAUUAAUGGCGGCUUUUCCGUCGUCCAGACCACUGAAACUGGUAACAGCUACGUCUGCAACGGUGAACCAAACGACUUCCUGGCCGUGUGGAAGAACCAGGGCACGACUGCCUACACCGUGCAGCCCGGCAUUCGGCACGUCUGCACUAAUACCUGGCACGAGUCGGGUAGCCGUACUAUUAUCUGGUCCCCUAACGCGAACAACCGUCGUGGUUACUACUACUGCGUCUACGGCGAGCGCUAUGUCCGCGCCAUUGGCGACCGCUGGCUCGACACUGCUGCCAAUACCCCCGGCGGUCCUUAG